GGGGCGGGCGAGCGCUGAGCCGGCGCUGGUCUGGGAGCCGGAUUUGGAGCGCGGCGCCGGCGGGGGCCGGAGGGGGCGGCGCGGCGGACCUCGGUGGCCUCGGACGCUCCUCCUCGUGAGCGGCCGCCGCCCGCCUCCGCCUGCGCUAGCAGCUCCCUCGCCCCGGCCGGCACCGGCUGCCGCUCCAGGCCGCUCACCUGGGACGCGCUUACCUGGGACGCGGUGCCCGCCGCCCGCACUUGGGCCAGGAUGAAGGACCGGCUGGAGCAACUGAAGGCCAAGCAGCUGACACAGGAUGACGACACAGACGACGUUGAGAUUGCUAUCGACAAUACAGCCUUCAUGGAUGAGUUCUUUUCUGAGAUUGAGGAAACUCGACUCAACAUUGACAAGAUCUCAGAGAGUGUGGAGGAAGCUAAGAAACUCUACAGUAUCAUUCUGUCUGCACCGAUUCCAGAGCCAAAAACCAAAGAUGACCUUGAACAGCUCACAACUGAGAUCAAGAAGAGGGCCAACAAUGUCCGGAACAAGCUGAAGAGUAUGGAGAAGCAUAUUGAAGAAGAUGAGGUCCGGUCCUCAGCAGACCUUAGGAUCCGAAAGUCCCAGCAUUCUGUCCUCUCCCGGAAGUUUGUGGAGGUGAUGACAAAAUACAACGAGGCUCAGGUGGACUUCCGUGAACGAAGCAAAGGGCGCAUCCAGCGGCAGCUUGAAAUUACUGGCAAGAAGACAACAGAUGAGGAGCUGGAAGAGAUGUUGGAGAGUGGUAACCCUUCCAUCUUCACUUCCGGGAUCAUCGACUCGCAGAUUUCCAAGCAAGCCCUCAGUGAGAUUGAGGGUCGGCACAAGGAUAUCGUGAGGCUGGAGAGCAGCAUCAAGGAGCUCCAUGACAUGUUUAUGGACAUCGCCAUGCUGGUGGAGAAUCAGGGUGAGAUGUUAGAUAACAUAGAGUUAAAUGUCAUGCACACCGUGGACCAUGUGGAGAAGGCACGGGAUGAAACCAAAAAAGCCAUGAAGUAUCAGAGUCAGGCUCGGAAGGGAGCCAUGAUUGACCGUAUUGAGAGCAACAUGGACCAGUCAGUGGGCUUUGUGGAGCGGGCUGUGGCAGAUACCAAAAAGGCUGUCAAGUAUCAGAGUGAAGCCCGGAGGAACCUGAUUUCACUCCAGCUUGGCCUGACCACUCUUGUCUCCAGAUGGGAAUGGAGUCCUAACGGCCUUUCUGAGAACGAGGGCACCUGUUCCUUUAUUUCCCUGUAACUGCCCUUGGACCUGGCUCAGCAACCUACCCCUGGAGGAAUCUAACCUACCUGGUGCGGCCCUGAAUUCUCCUCAGAAUCACCUCCCACCCUAGCAGGAAGUGCUGCUGAAGCACCCUCCCUCCUGGACUGUGUGAGGCACCCAGCUUUUCCUCCCUUCUGCUGUGUCAGUUGUGCCUUGUGUGUCGGAAAGUCCCUGAGACCAGCCUGAGGCGCUGUUUUUCUACCUCAUAGAAUAUUCUCCUGGAAUAUACUUUGUAGGGGAGUAACUAACAAAAUAGAGGGAUUCUUCUAAGUUUGUCAGUAGUGUGGCUUGAAUCAGAGCCCCUAGCUGGCAAGAUGCCAGUCCUUAGUUUGUUAUCCUAUGUCCUGAAAGCACGGGGAACUAACAGAAGCCAUUUUGGCCUUCUAAGUUGACUUAUUUGAAACCCACCCUUUAAUUAAGCUCCCAGUUCAGCUUGCAGGCCACUUUGCAUUUUCUCCAUAUUCGCUCAUUUACUCAGUGAUCAGGGUGAUAGUCCUCUGAAGCUGUCGUUGGCAGAGACUGAGGUUAUGGAAUACGCUUCCACGUCCAAGUCUUGAAAACUGGCUAAUCAUUGUUAGAGAAUCGUUCUUUGUGAAGCCAUUACUUUGAGGCCAAGCAGAACCAGGGAUUUACAACUGGGCCAGGGACAAGGUGCUACAGUCUCAGGCUCUGAAAGUGUCAGUCAUUUGUGUGUUCCAGGUGUACUUUUAUAAUUGUAUGUGAGAGAUAUGUACAUAUUUGUCUGCCUCCAGGAGAACUACUAUGUUCUCAAAAGAAAGAAAAAAGUGAGAAGGUAAACAACAGACUUUGGCGAAAAUCAGUAAGGGACAUGUGUCUAGCUCAAGUGAUCACUGUAGAAAUGUGAUUUCCCCUUGCCAGCCCAGAGCUUGUUUUCUGGAUGGUUGCUGAGACAGGAAUCAAAUGAGACCUUUGGAGUAAGGACCGAGUUGAUUCCCAUUGAAUUUUUCUGCAUAACAGACAGUGAAAUAUUUAUUUAUUCCCAUCUGCUGCCUACAAGAGAGUGGUCCAGAGAGCAUCCCGCAGCUACCUGAUGUUAUCUGCACUAUCCAUGUGAUGUCCCUCUCUGGCAGGAGACUUGGGAGGCUACAGAGCAGCUCUUCCUGCUCUCUCGUCUCCUGCGAGUCUUACCAUGGAGGCAACAGCCUGGAAGUCUUUAGUGAUUGCAACCCAGUGGUAAGCCUUACACCUUUGGUGGUUCCUGCCAUUACCCUGAUUGGAUAAUUAAGACCCAACUUUAAUAUUUUGUGGGUCAGGGUGAAUAUUCUAAUCCAGACCCUGCCCAUGAGCUUCCUUUGUAAAGGCUCUUUCUUCAGUCACCCAGCACUCAAGACAGAGCCACAGGGAUGCCCUCCUCCCUAUGGCUGUGAUGUCUGACUGGAUAAGGGCUCCAGCUAGGAGGGGAGAGAACCCUCAGUGCAGGCCUUCUCUCUCUGACCAUGAGUUCGGGGGCAUAAAAGUUCUAAACGAAUGUCACAUGUGAAGGGCUUUUGUUGUUUGUAUUUUUUUUAAUGUAAACUUGAUUAUUUUAUUGCUAAUUUAAAAAUAAAUGACUUUAUAUUGAUUGCAAAACACUUUGGUGAUUUGGUGCCACCAUGUGGUGACUUUUGGUGCCCCAGAAGAGACUGUCACUCAAUUGGAUCUAGUAGGAAGUAGGGGACCUGUUGGGAUGCUAUCCUGAAGGCAGAAAGGGCAAGCCACAGAUCCCUGUGGAUAUGAUUUUAAGUCUAACCUGGAAACAUUCCUGUGAACAGGCCAGAUCCAUCCAUUUUCCUUCUGGCGUUUCCUGUCUCCUCCUUCUCCUGUGUCUAGCUGUACCUGUCUCCUUUUGUAGUGUGUAUCUGCACAGUGAUGCUGUUUCUCAUGUCAUUCUCUCUCCUUAUGU
Messenger RNA from Microtus ochrogaster (prairie vole), 3181 nucleotides. RefSeq names its product syntaxin 3 (gene Stx3). The record is from RefSeq and is a predicted model, not a curated record. Gene Ontology annotation, cellular component: plasma membrane; SNARE complex; postsynapse. NCBI's taxonomy places the organism in Eukaryota, Metazoa, Chordata, Mammalia, Rodentia, Cricetidae. Gene Ontology annotation, biological process: intracellular protein transport; vesicle fusion; exocytic insertion of neurotransmitter receptor to postsynaptic membrane. The coding region runs from base 250 to 1254 and encodes 334 amino acids. The transcript is spliced from 11 exons. Gene Ontology annotation, molecular function: SNARE binding; SNAP receptor activity.